AUGGAGAGAACCACAGUUUUACUAACAAUCUUUGGAUUUUUAUUUCUCUGUGUCACCUCAGCCCCAGCCAAGCAGAAACGAGAAAUUGACAUCUACAGCUUCCACAUCAACUCGACAGUAACCAGCCGCUAUGCCAUCACAGUCAUCACGAGCCGUGUGGCGAACCGACUCAACGAGUCCAGAGAGGUUCAUUUCCAGGUCAAGAUUCCAAAAAAUGCUUUCAUCAGCAAAUUCAAGAUGUUAAUCGAGGGAAAGACGUAUGAUGGUGUUGUGAAGAAGAAAGAAGAGGCACAGCAGCAGUACAGUCGAGCAGUAUCUCGAGGAGAAAGUGCCGGGAUUGUCAGUGCAGUAGGAAGGACGCUGGAGGAGUUUAAAACCUCGGUGACGGUGGCAGCUUUGAGUAAGGUGACCUUUGAACUCACCUAUGAAGAGCUGCUAAAGCGACGACUCGGCAAAUACAAGUUACAAAUCCACGCGCAACCAAUGCAGCCUGUGGCAGAUUUCAAGAUUGACGUCUAUAUUAAUGAGCAUCCAGGUCUUUCCUUCCUGGAGGUCAAAGGAGGGCUGAAGACUCAGGAGCUCUCCGGGGCUGUGAUCAGCACUCUGGCCGAGUCAACCGAAGAGGCAUGGGUCAACUUUUACCCCACACGCGAGCAGCAAACACAGUGUGAAGGUUGUGGAGAAAAUGGACUAAACGGAGACCUGCUCAUAGAGUAUGAUGUGAAGAGACCACAUCAAAGUGGAGAACUUCAGGUAUUAAAUGGAUAUUUCGUCCACUACUUUGCACCCACGGAUAUUCAACAAAUCCCAAAAAAUGUGGUUUUUGUCAUUGAUCGCAGUGGCUCUAUGAGUGGCAGGAAAAUUGAGCAGACUCGUGCUGCGAUGUUGAAGAUUUUGGGAGAUCUCGCUCAGAAUGACUACUUUGGCCUGAUCAGCUUUGACUCUGCAGUUGAGGUCUGGAAAAAUGAACUGCUGCCAGCCACAGAGGAGAAUCUGAACAAGGCAAAGACCUUUGUGAAGAAAAUUAAUGAUCGUGGAGCCACGGACAUCAACGCUGCAGUGCUGAAGGGGGUGGAGAUAAUCAGGAGGUACCCCCGAGAGGGCUCAGCCUCCAUCCUCAUCCUGCUCACUGACGGAGAUCCCACUUCUGGUGAAACAAACACAGGAAGAAUUCAGGAAAAUGUCAAAAAGGCCAUUGGUGGUAAAUUUCCACUUUACUGCCUGGGGUUUGGAUUUGAUGUCAACUUUGAUUUCUUGGAGAAAAUGGCACUGGAAAACGAUGGAGUUGCUCGCAGGAUCUACGAGGACUCUGAUGCUGACCUCCAGCUGGAGGGUUUCUAUAAGGAAGUGGCCACGCCGCUCUUAACUGACGUCCAACUGAAAUAUACCGGAGCAUCAAACCUCACCCAGACCAGUUUCAGGCAGUAUUAUAACGGCUCAGAGAUCGUGGUGGCUGGACGAAUCACAGACAACAGUCUGGAGACUUUCCAAACCGAGGUCAUCGCCAUUUCAAAAAACGCAAACGUAACAUACCAGGACUCCGUGUCGACAAAAGACGUCAGCGAAGUUUUACCACAACAUGAAAACUUUAUUCAGAGACUGUGGGCUUAUCUUACAGUGAAACAGCUCCUGGAGAAAGAAGUGGCGCUCAAAGGGGAUGAGAAAGAAGCAGCCAGGAAAGGAGCUCUGGAUCUCUCUCUGAAAUAUGAAUUCGUGACUUCGCUCACCUCCAUGGUGGUCACAAAGCCGCAGGAAGAGGACACACAGGUCGCCCACAAACCCAAAGAAGGGGCGGAGCCAUCCAGACACGAUCCGCCUGUAUUGGCCCAGCUGCCUCCAUGGAACUACGGUCUGAGACAUGGUGGAGGGGUCCAGACGGGUCUCGCAGCUCCACCAGGCCAACCAGGUCCACGAAGUCCUCUCAGCAUUCCACAACCAACACUGCUGGCAACAUUCAUCAGCGUCACUGGAACACCUCCCACGUCUCCCCCUGCAGUGAGUGGAGUGAAGUUCUUAAUCUCUGCAAAGCCAAAACAGAUCUGUUAUUACACACCUGGAGGCCAGAAACUCCGCCUCCUUUUGGACACCUCAUCAGAUAUCUCUAUAAAUGGAGAACUCUCAGAUAAAGGCUUCCAGCUCGUUGUUUUUCAUUAUAAAACGGCUAAGCUUUCCGUGAGCCCUACUGAAAGUGUCUACUCUGACAGCGAGAACAGUGUGAAGUUUGUCUGGGGGCAGUCGGAGCCCAGCAGGCACGAGUCACACGGAGUGGCAAUAUUUCAAAGGAGCAAUGAAUUAGACGUCACCUUGGGAAGCGUGCGUGUUGUUGUCCUCCUUCAUAAGAAGGACGGAGUCGUGUUUCUGUGGCCUGUUGCUCAUCAACAAGCAAAUAAUGCGAACAUUCAAGGCAUUCUGGGAAAAACUGAUCUUCAUUAUGAGAAGUUACCAGGAUCAAAGCUCAAAAUCAAGGACCAGGAAGUUGAGGCAUCUCAGAGCUCUGCCAUCGACUACAGAUUUCCUGCAGCCCCGAGUGUGGAAUGUUGGCUUGUACCAUUCCAGUCUGCCCUGCAGGGGGAGCUUUCUGACUUCACCGUCUCAACGCUGUAGAGUUCUGCACUUACCUGUACUGUGUGAAUCUUAUUUGAAGCUGAAUGCUGGUAUAUCCUGC
Molecule: messenger RNA, 2665 nt
Organism: Neoarius graeffei (lesser salmon catfish)
Lineage: Eukaryota; Metazoa; Chordata; Actinopteri; Siluriformes; Ariidae
Product: inter-alpha-trypsin inhibitor heavy chain H3-like
Exons: 20
Coding region: 1-2604 (867 amino acids)
Source: RefSeq, a predicted model, not a curated record